AUGUGGGAAAGUCGCGUUGCAAGUGUUAAAGCAAUAAGAUAUCAAGCUCCACAAAUAAGAGAUACUUUAAAUCAUUUGGCAAAUCUUGGUAAACCCCACAAUACAAAGAGUGAAGCUGAGUCUUUAGCAACAUAUGAAAUUGAGAACUUUGAAUUUUUGCUUGGCAUGAUUAUUUGGCACAAUAUAUUAUUUGCAGUUAACUCAGUAAGCAAAAUAUUUCAAAAGGAAGACAUACAUAUUGAUGUUGCUAUAAUUCAGUUAAAAGUACUCAUUACCUUUCUUGAAAAAUAUAGAGAAACUGGAUUUUUGGAUGCCAUAAUUGAGGCUACAGAAGUUGCUACUCUAAUGGAAAUUGAUCUAGUAUUUCGUGAAAAGCGUGUCAUUCGCAAAAAGAAGCAAUUUGAUGAGAAUGUUAGUGAAGAGGUGAUAGAGACUGCUGAAGAAUAUUUUAGAGUUAAUUACUUUAUGUAUAUAAUUGAUCACGCUCUUUCUUCACUUAAGAGUAGGUUUGAACAAUUUCAAGUAUAUGAGGAAAACUUUGGAUUUUUGUUUGAUUUGAAAAAGUUAAGUUCUACCAACAAGGAAUGUUUGAAGACUUAUUGUGUUAAUCUUGAAGAUUUUCUGAAACAUGAUGAACUUUCUGAUAUUGAUGGGAGAGAUCUAUUUUCAGAGUUGAAUGUCUUGAAAGAAGUUUUACCAAAAGGAAUCAAAAGGCCAAUUGAAGUAUUAAAUUAUUUAAAAACAAUGGAUGGUUGUUUUUCAAAUGCAUGGAUUGUGUAUAGAAUUUUGUUAACUAUACCUGUUACAAUGGCCUCUGGAGAAAGAAGUUUUUUAAAGUUGAAGUUAAUCAAAUCUUACCUUCGGUCAACUAUGUCACAAGAAAGAUUGAAUGUGUUAGCUUUGUUAUCCAUUGAAAAAGAUAUGGUGGAUAAAUUCGAUUAUCCAAGUUUCAUUAGUGAUUUUGGUUCAAUUGUAAACUGA
Messenger RNA from Camellia sinensis, 981 nucleotides. RefSeq lists its product as uncharacterized. Lineage: Eukaryota; Viridiplantae; Streptophyta; Magnoliopsida; Ericales; Theaceae. The record is from RefSeq and is a predicted model, not a curated record. Gene Ontology annotation, molecular function: protein dimerization activity.